Phyllostomus discolor (pale spear-nosed bat) is the source of this 8215-nucleotide messenger RNA. It is a transcript of the gene CAMTA1, whose product is annotated as calmodulin binding transcription activator 1. Lineage: Eukaryota; Metazoa; Chordata; Mammalia; Chiroptera; Phyllostomidae. The record is from RefSeq and is a predicted model, not a curated record. Gene Ontology annotation, cellular component: nucleus. Gene Ontology annotation, biological process: regulation of transcription by RNA polymerase II. Gene Ontology annotation, molecular function: double-stranded DNA binding; protein binding; transcription coregulator activity.
GGCCAGGGCGGGUGCGCGGCGGCGGCGGGGUGGCUGGGCCGGCGGCGGCGGCGGUACGAGGCGCGCGCUCGGGGUCCCGGUCGCGAGGAGGAGGAGGAUGUGGCGCGCGGAGGGGAAAUGGCUGCCGAAAACAAGCCGGAAGAUGAUCAUGGGAACAGCAAUAGUAGUCAUGUAAAAAUCUUUUUACCGAAAAAGCUGCUUGAAUGUCUGCCGAAAUGUUCAAGUUUACCCAAAGAGAGGCACCGUUGGAACACUAAUGAGGAAAUUGCAGCUUAUUUGAUAACAUUUGAGAAACACGAAGAAUGGCUCACCACCUCCCCUAAGACAAGGCCGCAGAAUGGCUCCAUGAUCCUCUACAACAGGAAGAAGGUGAAGUACAGGAAGGACGGGUACUGCUGGAAGAAGCGGAAAGACGGGAAGACCACCCGCGAGGACCACAUGAAGCUGAAGGUCCAGGGAGUGGAGUGCUUGUACGGCUGCUAUGUCCAUUCCUCCAUCAUCCCCACCUUCCACCGGAGGUGCUACUGGCUCCUUCAGAACCCCGACAUCGUCCUGGUGCACUAUCUCAACGUCCCGGCCAUCGAGGACUGCGGCAAGCCCUGCGGCCCCAUCCUCUGCUCCAUCAACACCGACAAGAAGGAGUGGGCCAAGUGGACGAAGGAGGAGCUCGUGGGGCAGCUGAAGCCCAUGUUCCACGGCAUCAAGUGGACCUGCAGCAAUGGCAACAGCAGCUCGGGCUUCUCGGUGGAGCAGCUGGUACAGCAGAUCCUCGACAGCCACCAGACCAAGCCGCCGCCUCGGACCCACAACUGCCUGUGCACCGGCAGCCUGGGAGCGGGCAGCAGCGCGCACCACAAGUGCAACAGCGCCAAGCACCGCAUCAUCUCGCCGAAGGCGGAGCCGCGGGCCGGGGGCGGCGGCGGCCACGCGGAGGUGCAGCACAACGACGUGUCGGAGGGCAAGCACGAGCACGGCCACGGCAAGGGCGCCGGCCGCGAGAAGAGGAACGGCAAGGUGGCCAAGCCGGCGCUGCUGCACCAGAGCAGCGCCGAGGUCUCGUCCACCAACCAGGUGGACGUCCCCGACACCACCCAGAGCUCCCCCGUGUCCAUCAGCAGCGGGCUCAACAGCGACCCCGACAUGGUGGACAGCCCCGUGGUCACCGGCGUGUCCGGCAUGGCGGUGGCCUCGGUGAUGGGGAGCCUGUCCCAGAGCGCCACGGUGUUCAUGUCCGAGGUCACCAGCGAGUCCGUGUACACCAUGUCCCCCACCGCUGGCCCCAACCACCACCUCCUCUCGCCCGACGCCUCUCAGGGCCUCGUCCUGGCCAUGAGCUCCGACGGCCACAAGUUCGCCUUCCCCGCCUCGGGCAGCUCGGACAGCCUGUCCAUGCUGCCCGGCAACGUCUCCGAAGAGCUGGUCCUCUCCACCACCCUGGACGGUGGCCGGAAGAUUCCAGAGACCACCAUGAACUUUGACCCCGACUGUUUCCUCAACAACCCAAAGCAGGGCCAGACCUACGGGGGCGGAGGCCUGAAAGCCGAGAUGGUGGGCACCAACGUCCGGCACUCGCCGCCCGCGGAGAGGGGCUUCGGCUUCAGCGCCGUCCUCGCCAAGGAGAUCAAGACCGAGGACACCUCCUUCGAGCAGCAGAUGGCCAAAGACGCGUACUCCUCCUCCGCGGCGGCCGCGGCCUCCAGCUCCCUCACGCUGAGCGCGGGCUCCGGCCUGCUGCCCUCGGGCGGCGGCCUGAGCCCCAGCACCACCCUGGAGCAGAUGGACUUCAGCGCGAUCGACUCCAACAAGGACUACGCGUCCAGCUUCAGCCAGGCGGGCCACAGCCCGCACGUGCACCAGACCCCCUCCCCGAGCUUCUUCCUGCAGGACGCCGGCAAGCCCUUGCCCGUCGAGCAGAAUGCCCACAGCGGCCUGAGCGACUCCGCGGGCAGCUUCGUGAUGCCCACGGUGAAAACGGAGGCCUCGUCGCAGACCAGCUCCUGCAGCGGCCACGUGGAGACGCGGAUAGAGUCCACCUCCUCCCUGCACCUCAUGCAGUUCCAGGCCAACUUCCAGGCCAUGGCGGCGGAGGGGGAGGUCACCAUGGAGACCUCGCAGGUGGCCGAGGGGGGCGAGGGCCUGAUCAAGUCCGGGGAGCUGCAGGCCUGCAGCUCCGAGCACUACCUGCAGCCCGAGACCCCCGGGGUGAUCCGCAGCACGGGCGGCGUCCCCAUCCUCCCCGGAAACGUGGUGCAGGGACUGUACCCCGUGGCCCAGCCGGGCCUGGGCAACCCCUCCAACAUGGAGCUCAGCCUGGACCACUUCGACCUCUCCUUCAGCAACCAGUUCUCCGACCUGAUCAACGACUUCAUCUCUGUGGAGGGCGGCAGCGGCACCAUCUACGGGCACCAGCUGGUGUCGGGGGACGGCACGGCGCUCUCGCAGUCGGAGGACGGGGCCCGCGCCGCCCCCUUCGCGCAGGCGGAGAUGUGCAUCCCCUGCUGCAGCCCCCAGCAGGGGGCCCUGCAGCUCAGCAGCGCCGCCGAGGGGGGCGCCGGCACCAUGGCCUACAUGCACGUCGCUGAGGUGGUCUCCGCCUCCUCGGCCCCCGGCGCGCUGGGGCUGCUGCAGCAGAGCGGACGGGUGUUCAUGGUGACCGACUACUCCCCAGAGUGGUCCUACCCGGAGGGAGGUGUGAAGGUUCUCAUCACGGGCCCCUGGCAGGAAGCCAGCAACAACUACAGCUGCCUGUUCGACCAGAUCUCAGUGCCUGCGUCCCUGAUUCAGCCCGGCGUGCUGCGCUGCUACUGCCCAGCCCAUGACACUGGUCUCGUGACCCUACAAGUUGCCUUCAACAACCAGAUCAUCUCCAACUCGGUGGUGUUUGAGUACAAAGCUCGGGCCCUGCCCACGCUCCCCUCCUCCCAGCAUGACUGGCUGUCCCUGGACGACAACCAGUUCAGGAUGUCCAUCCUGGAGCGCCUGGAGCAGAUGGAGCGGAGGAUGGCGGAGAUGACGGGGUCCCAGCAGCACACACAGGGCAGCGGGGGCGGCGGCGGCGGCAGCGGAGGGGGCGCCGGCAGCGGGAACGGAGCGAGCCAAGCCCAGUGCGCGUCGGGCCCCGGGGCGCUGGGGAGCUGCUUCGAGAGCCGGGUGGUGGUCGUGUGCGAGAAGAUGAUGAGCCGGGCCUGCUGGGCCAAGUCCAAGCACCUGAUCCACUCGAAGACUUUCCGCGGCAUGACCCUGCUGCACCUGGCGGCGGCCCAGGGCUACGCCACCCUCAUCCAGACCCUCAUCAAGUGGCGCACGAAGCACGCAGACAGCAUCGAUCUGGAGCUGGAAGUCGACCCCUUGAACGUGGACCACUUCUCCUGCACCCCUCUGAUGUGGGCGUGCGCCCUGGGGCACCUGGAAGCCGCGGUCGUGCUGUACAAGUGGGACCGCCGCGCCAUCUCCAUCCCCGACUCCCUCGGGAGGCUGCCUUUGGGAAUCGCCCGGUCGAGGGGUCACGUGAAGUUGGCAGAGUGUCUGGAGCACCUGCAGAGGGACGAGCAGGCUCAGCUGGGACAGACCCCCCGAGUCCACUGUCCUCCAAGCGAAGAGCCCAGCACGGACAGCUGGAUGACCCAGUGGCACAGCGAAGCCAUCGCCUCUCCGGAAAUACCCAAAGGAGUCACCGUCAUUGCGAGCACCAAUCCAGAGCUGAGAAGACCUCGGUCUGAACCCUCUAAUUACUACAGCAGUGAGAGCCACAAAGAUUAUCCAGCUCCCAAAAAGCAUAAAUUGAACCCCGAGUACUUCCAGGCGAGGCAGGAGAAGCUGCUGUCCACUGCACUGAGCCUGGAGCAGCCCCAUAGCAGGAAGCAGAGCCCUAGUUCUAAGCAGUCUGCCCCCGAGCCAAUCAGCCCCAGUGAAGGAGUGAGGGGCGGCAGCCGGGAACGGUCCCCUCCCGCUCCGGGCGCUGCCGGACUCCGAGCCUCCGGACCUCAGCCCGUGGUCAAGUGGCGCCCCCAAGGUCUUUACGUUGGUGUGUCUACAGCACAGGUGACGGGAGACCCGAAGGGGACCAGUGUAGGAAAGGAGGCAGCACCUGCACAGGUGCGUCCACGGGAGCCCGUGAGUGUCCUGAUGAUGGCUCACAGGGAGGUGACCGCAGAGCUGGGGCCCUACCGGGACAGUGUGGAGAGCGAGGACUGCUCCCAGCCCAUGGAUGACAUACAGGUGAACAUGAUGACCCUGGCAGAACACAUCAUCGAGGCCACCCCUGACCGGAUCAAGCAGGAGAACUUUGUGCCCAUGGAGCCCUCGGCUCUGGAAAGGACGGAGACCACCACCAUCAGCAGCACGAUGAGCUGGCUGGCCAGUUACCGCGAUGUCGACCACCUGCCAGGUGCCGCGCAGCUCAGAAGUGCGUACAGCGAGCCUCUGACACCCUCUUCCAACACCAGCCUGAGCCCCGGGGGCUCCCCAGGCAGCGAAAUAGCUUUCGAGAGGCCCAGCCUUCCCUCCGCAGCGGACUGGUCGGAGUUCCUGAGCGCGUCCACCAGCGAGAAGGUGGAGAACGAGUUCGCUCAGCUGACCCUGUCCGACCACGAGCAGCGGGAACUCUAUGAGGCCGCCCGGCUGGUGCAGACAGCCUUCCGGAAGUACAAGGGCCGACCCUUGAGAGAACAGCAGGAAGUGGCCGCCGCCGUCAUCCAGCGUUGUUACAGGAAAUACAAGCAGCUGACAUGGAUAGCCUUGAAGUAUGCACUUUAUAAAAAGAUGACCCAGGCCGCCAUCCUCAUCCAGAGCAAGUUCCGGAGCUACUACGAGCAGAAGUUCCAGCAGAGCCGGCGCGCCGCCGUGCUCAUCCAGAAGUACUACCGCAGUUACAGGAAGUGCGGCAAGCGGCGGCAGGCUCGCCGGACGGCGGUCAUCGUCCAGCAGAAGCUCAGGAGCAGUUUGCUAACCAAAAAGCAGGAUCAGGCUGCUCGAAAAAUAAUGAGGUUUCUACGACGCUGUCGUCACAGAGUGAAAGAAUUGAAAAAGGCCAAGGAACUUGAAGACAUACAGCAGCAACCCCUUAGCAAUGUGACAUUGAUUCUCAGACUGUUUUCAUUUCUGUUUUUAGCAGAGACAUGCCAACACACACACAACACAACACACACACACCCAUCCCUCUGCAGUUCGGGGAGAUCCGCUGCAGGAUUUUAACGGGAAUGUUUUGGUCAUUGCAUUUGCACUUUCAUGGACAACUUUUAAUUUGAUCAGCAAGACACCUUGGAACUCAAUCUUCUGUUGGAUCACGGGGAAAACAAGACGCCACGAGGAGUCCGGAGAGGGCUUCCUUUCCUGGGAAGAAAGCUGUUUUCCUUCUCACAUAGGGCUGUACCAAACAUCGUGUGGAACUGUACAAAUAUUUAUACCAAAAAUAUAGCCAAGGAAAGGUGGGGAUGCACUCGCAACCAGAGGAACGCUGUUCCCGCACCUGCCAGUCACGUCCGAGAAGCUGCAUGUCGGGGACUCGUUGUCAGUGGAGGGCUUCGGUCGUACCGGAUCUUGACUGGGUCCGUGUGUUCUCAGUUCCUUCACUGUGUUUAAUUUAUUUUGUUCGUUUAAACCUCUACAGCACACUUAAUGCAACUUUUAAAAAUCUGCAGGUUUUCCCGUCUCGUGGAAAGUCGCGGAGGGGCGGGUGAGUGGCGGGCGGGGGGAGCCGCCGCGUGGGGGAGGACGGGCGACGGCUCCCAGAGUGCCAGUGCGUCUCCUCGCCCCCGCUGCUCCCCGGAACCUGCAAGUAACCAUCGUGUCCCUUUUCUCAUGUUCAGCACUUUAAUUUUUUUGCCUUACUUUCAUGUGCAAUGAGAAUUAUUUAGAGAAUCGGUAAAGCACGUAGCUUUUUAAGCAACCUUGGAAACUCUAGUCAUUCUAAGGAAAUCAUAAACCUUGCCUGGACAUUUGCCACCUAAAAGACCAGUGUGGUGCUGCGUUCUGGCCAGUAAAUUCCAUAUUUUGGCUAUAUCUCAUCUAAACGGAGCAGUGUGUAUAUAUAGAAGGUAGAAUGGAAAGUGAGAAAUAUUGAAAGGGAUUAUAUUAAUUGCUAAAUAUUUUAUUCACAAAAGUCAAUAACAUGGCAAGAUAAAAUUAUUUGUAUAGUUUUGUCUGAAUGAGCAAGAAAAAUGUGGAUGUAUUGUUGUAUAUAUUGUAUAUAGUAAAACCAAAAGAGAUAUGUGCAUGAAAUCAAGAAAAAAGAAACGAACAAAAGCAAAGCAUUAGUGGCUAUGGUCUGUAAAAUGAAAACAAAAAACUUUAUUUCACUAUAAGAGUACUUUAUUUUAAAUGUUCUUUAGAAGAACAUUUUGCUAAAGCAUGACUAAACUGCAAAAAAAAUUUAAAAAAAAGAGCUACUGUAUUUAGACUUAGGAAAAAAGGCAGAGUAGACAAUUACUUAAAAAAAGGAUAUGUUUACAUUUAAUUUUGGCUACCAGGAGUUUAUUUUAUUUUAUUUAAAAUUUUUUUUGCCAAUGGUGCCAAGUAAUGUGAAUGCUAAUAUGGCUUAAGAAAAUUAAGUUACUUUUGCUAAACAGAUAAUCAUAAGAUAAAUCAGUAUACCGGCUUAACACCAUCCACUCGCUCCAACAAAGAACACUUAGAAUGAUCAAAACCUGACAAAAGGAAAUAGUAUGAAAGGCAUAGAAUGUCUCACAUUUCAUAUCUCCUGUUGGAAAUCAGAAAAUGUAAUUAAAAUUGCACAAAAAUAGCUAAAAGCGAAGAAGAUGCAAACUGGUCUUGUAGGAUGCCAUGGUGUAUUACUAUUUCACACAAUGAGGAGCCAAAGAAUCCGAUGCUGUUAAAAAUCAAACUACUAACGUUCAAUUGAGAGAAUCACGCUCGCGUUUGCUGAUGCCAGUUUAAAGCCCCCAGGUUAAGUUUCAGGACCAGUUGGUGUAAAGCUGAAGUUAUAGUUUUUUUUUUUCUUGGUUCUGGCUGCCAACUGUAAGUUUAAACUCCAGGCUUGUUGUGAAGCCUGAAAAUAUUCACAAAUAAGCUUUUAAACUGGUGUCUCGAGAAGGAAGGUAGCUACAAAGAGAUCGUGGUAAAAACUGGGGUCAGUGCUCUUGGUGCCUUUUCUAUAAUUGUACUUGUUUUUUAAUUCCUUCCUUUCACUGCCAACCUCAAAUUACUGUACAGUAUACGUCUCACUGCUUGGGGAUCAGCUUCGGACAACAGUGACAGCCCCACAGCGAGGAGCCAUCUGUACAUUCGUAAACCGAGCUGUCUCAGCUUUGUCAUUUCAAUGUGCGGGUUGUGUUUACAGCUGUCGCAGUCCCCCGGACACCUAUGUUUUCCACAAUUUGACCUAUAGGAGGACACUGAGUAACUUUCCGACACAGUUGCAUUCGUCAGCGGAAUAGAACGUGAAAGCCAGCUCUCUCAGAAUAUCCUGUGUUAGCACUGAAGUGAGAGAUGUUCAUUCCAUUUAUUACGGUACAAGCAACUAACUGAUCUUUCGACAAGAGUAAUGACCUCAGUGGGUUUUGCGUUAACCCUCGCAUUUAUUUUAUUUUUUUUAAACGUUUCACAUGCUACAUCGUUAGCCGAGUAAGUUAGAAAAUUCCAGAAGAUAAAGACUCACAUAGACUUAGGAGGGUUCUCGUGGAGGGGAUAGGAAGUCGCAGUACGACUGUGAAUCCUAAGUGAGGUACAAACACUUCCACUGAAACGAAGCAUUUCUGACCGCUUUUUCUCGGUUGUGAAUCUUAAUUUUGAAUAUAAGAUGAUAGAUAAGCGCAGCUUUCUUGGAUAAUCUGAAUUCCCAAGUGCCAGGAGUAGGAUUUCAUUAUAAAAAUUAAUAGCUAAUCUUAUUCUGUCUCCUGAAGAUUUAAUUGCUGUUCUUGUUACCCAUUUGAAAUCAGCUGUACUGUGUGAACGAAACAAAGACACCAACGCGAACCCCUCUGGCUGCACGGUCGCUUCUGGCAGUCCCACACAGCAGUUGGCGCCCAACGGGGGGUCCCUGAGACUUGCAUGUAAAAUAGUCUAGAUGUCUUCUUUUUUUGUAAGUUUUAUUUUUGUAAUUGUGCAUGUAAAGCAUCGUUGACUCAAUGGAUCUGUUGAAGAACUCAGCUGCUGGAAACCAUGCAAAAUGUUUUGAAUUGCCCUUAAAAUAUGGAAAAUGUUUUCUGAAUGCUUUAUAUUCUUUCUGCUGUAAUUAAAAAUGAAGAAAAUUUCCCCA